UUGUUUCAUUAACAGUACUGAUAAAAAACAACCUGUUUCUUUAAUAAUAAUAUGACGAAAAUUUUAUUCCAAAUUCUCUGUUUUUUCUUGUUUUCAAUAAAUCUGAUAUCGGCGAAGUCAAGCGAAAAGCAUCUUUCUUUACGAGACGCUAAAAUAACUCAAAAAGCCUUUUUUGAUGUCAAAGUCGAAGAUAAGGAACCGAUUCGUAUUAUUAUGGGUCUUUUUGGAGAAGACGUUCCCCUAACAGUAGCCAAUUUUGUUGCUUUAUGCUCAGGAACCCAUAAAGACAAAACAACGAACAAAACCCUUUCAUAUACAAACAGCGUUUUCCACCGCAUCAUUCCAAAUUUUAUGAUUCAAGGGGGCGACAUUACGCAUGGAACUGGUGUUGGCUCAAUCAGCAUUUACGGGAAAAAAUUUAAAGACGAAAACUUUUUGUAUAAACAUGAAGAGCCCGGUGUUUUAUCUAUGGCUAACUCUGGUCCUGAUUCGAAUGGGUCUCAAUUCUUUAUCACUACCGUUCCCACUCCAUGGUUAGAUGGUGCCCAUGUCGUUUUUGGACGGGUAUUAAACUAUGAUGAACUCGGUAUCACGAAAAUAGAAUCAGUCGGGUCUUUAAGCGGAGCACCGCAAAAGACGGUAACUAUCGUCAAUUCUGGUGUUCUUCCCCAUUAAAUUUACAUAUAAUUUACUAACUUUUGGUGACCUAGAGAAUUCUGCAACUGUUUUAUUUUUUUAAGUUUUAAUUUCAAGAAAAAUCCUUGUCACAGAAUUCUUGUUUUAAAGUGAAGGAUUUAUUGUGUAUAAACAAUAAAUUAUUACAUGGUACCAAUUGUUUAUAUAACAUUUU
Molecule: messenger RNA, 850 nt
Organism: Hylaeus volcanicus
Lineage: Eukaryota; Metazoa; Arthropoda; Insecta; Hymenoptera; Colletidae
Exons: 4
Coding region: 52-675 (207 amino acids)
Biological process (GO): protein peptidyl-prolyl isomerization; protein folding
Cellular component (GO): intracellular membrane-bounded organelle
Molecular function (GO): peptidyl-prolyl cis-trans isomerase activity
Source: RefSeq, a predicted model, not a curated record